This is a messenger RNA of Morus notabilis, 2077 nucleotides long. Its product is annotated as protein NRT1/ PTR FAMILY 8.3. Gene Ontology annotation, molecular function: transmembrane transporter activity. The transcript is spliced from 5 exons. Gene Ontology annotation, cellular component: plant-type vacuole membrane. Bases 67 to 1821 code for a protein of 584 amino acids. Lineage: Eukaryota; Viridiplantae; Streptophyta; Magnoliopsida; Rosales; Moraceae. The record is from RefSeq and is a predicted model, not a curated record. Gene Ontology annotation, biological process: transmembrane transport; oligopeptide transport.
UUAGAAAGAAGGGAUUAGAUAGAUAGAUAGAUAGAGAGAGAGUGUCAGAGCACAGAGAUAGAGGAGAUGGGUUCACAGGGGGAAGAGAGAGCUCUCUUGGAAGAAGGUCUUCUUCAGGAUGAAGGCAAUGGUCUUUACACAGGUGAUGGAUCAGUUGACAUUCACGGGAAGCCGGUGCUGAAGCGGAAUACGGGAAACUGGAAAGCUUGCCCCUUCAUUCUAGGUACCGAAUGCUGUGAACGAUUGGCGUACUAUGGAAUUGCCACGAAUCUGGUUACAUAUCUUACGAAAAAACUGCAUGAAGGAAAUGUCUCUGCCGCGAGAAAUGUUACCACUUGGUCAGGCACUUGCUAUCUUACUCCCCUCAUUGGAGCCAUUUUGGCAGACGCUUACUGGGGAAGAUAUUGGACAAUUGCUGUUUUCUCCACAAUUUACUUCAUAGGCAUGUGUACUUUGACCCUCUCGGCAUCAGUUCCAGCACUAAAGCCUCCAGAGUGCUUUGGUUCUGAAUGUCCAUCAGCAACUCCAGCACAGUAUGCAGUAUUCUUCUUUGGACUUUAUAUGAUUGCACUAGGGACGGGUGGGAUCAAACCAUGCGUCUCUUCCUUUGGUGCAGAUCAGUUUGAUGAUACCGAUCCCGGAGAGAGGGUGAAAAAGGGAUCUUUCUUUAAUUGGUUUUACUUUUCUAUAAAUAUUGGCGCUCUAAUUUCAAGUAGUUUUCUGGUCUGGAUUCAAGAGAAUGCUGGGUGGGGUAUAGGAUUUGGCAUUCCUGCAUUGUUCAUGGGACUCGCAAUUGCUAGUUUCUUUGCAGGCACAUCCCUAUAUAGAUUCCAGAAGCCUGGGGGGAGCCCUGUUACACGGAUGUCUCAAGUUUUGGUUGCAUCAUGUCGUAAGUGGAACCAGGAGGUCCCUAAAGAUAGUACUCUCCUGUUUGAAACACAAGACAAAAGCUCUGCAAUUGAAGGAAGUCGUAAACUUGAGCACAGUGAUGAACUAGAGUGCCUUGAUAAAGCUGCUGUUAUAACUGAUUCUGAGACGAACAGUGGGGACUUCUCCAAUCCUUGGAGGCUUUGCACAGUAACUCAGGUGGAGGAACUGAAGAUUUUGAUCCGCAUGUUUCCCAUUUGGGCUACUGGAAUAGUCUUUGCUGCCGUUUAUGCCCAAAUGUCCACAAUGUUUGUGGAACAAGGGACAAUGAUGGACACAAGCAUCGGUUCUUUCACCAUUCCUCCAGCCUCUCUCUCAACUUUUGACGUGAUCAGCGUUAUCUUCUGGGUUCCUGUUUAUGACACGGUAAUUGUCCCCAUUGCAAGGAAAUUCACAGGCAAGGAAAGGGGCUUCUCGGAGCUGCAAAGGAUGGGAAUUGGCCUCUUUCUUUCAGUUCUGUGUAUGUCAGCUGCUGCUGUGGUAGAAAUUAAUCGGUUGCAGCUUGCCAAAGAGCUCGAUUUAGUUGACAAACCGGUAGCUGUGCCAAUUAGCAUCUUUUGGCAAGUACCCCAAUACUUUUUGUUGGGUGCUGCAGAGAUUUUCACAUUCAUCGGACAACUUGAGUUCUUCUACGACCAAUCUCCGGAUGCUAUGCGGAGUUUGUGCAGCGCAUUAUCGCUCCUGACAACUUCACUAGGAAAUUAUCUUAGCUCUUUUAUUCUGACUGUUGUAACUUACUUCACAACGCAAGGUGGGAAGCCCGGAUGGAUACCGGACAACCUGAAUGAGGGUCAUCUUGAUUAUUUUUUCUGGCUUUUGGCCGGGCUCAGCUUCCUUAACAUGUUAGCUUACGUCGUGUGUGCCAAAAAGUACAAGCAGAAGCUGGCUUCUUAAAGAGUCUCCGGUGAAAUGCGUCAUCUGAGAGAAAUGGUGAACGAUGAACUGAAAGAGGCUCAAGGGUUGAAAGCCAAAGUAUGAACCCUAUGUUCUUUCCAUUGGUUUGUAAAUAAGCAUCACAAUGUGUUGAAAAAUAUAUUUUGAACUUCCUCUUAGAUGUAAGGAAAUUUGUUUCAACUUGAUUUUACUUGAGAAAAAAGGAGCACUGUAAUUGUAUUGUUUAUGCAUUUGGUACCAAGUAUUUCUUUUUCAA